AUGUGUCCCGGAGGCGCUAACGCCGGGCUACCUAUCCAUUCGCUACUCUUCGCCAAUUCGCUCUUCGACGAUCUCGAGCCCGCCGCCGCGGCGGAAUCGGUGCAUUGGCCGGAUAGCCCAUCAUCCGGCGCCGCGAAAUCCCGCGCGCCGCCUAAGUUCUCCGCGGGCGGCUGGUCGCGCCUCACUCAGGCGCUGAGCAACGGCCGCGCGCUCACGCCAACGCAGAAGAAUUGGGACGUGAAACUCGGCGACGGAAAGCGGAGCGGCGUUGGCAGAGUCGGAGCCGAGCGGACGUCCAAGGUGGCACCGCCGCCGUCAGCCGCCGCCUCCAAGCCGCGUUCAGCUUCACGUCCGCCACCGUCACUCGGCGGUGCCGCCGAGACUGAAACGGAAGGCGAGCCGGCGCUUCUCCUCCUUCCCGACGGCUCCGUCCAAAUCUUCACGUCCGGUUCUGUCGCCGAGUCGCGUAGCCCAAAAUUGGCUGGCGACGCGGCCGCCCCCGCAAAUGACAACAGAAGGAGACUCACCCGCGCCAGCGAUGUGCUUCAAAAUCACCCGGGCUUUCAGGUGGGGUCACUGACGUCAGCCAAUGGCUUUCUCCGCCCGCAGCAAGUGAUGACGCCCGGACACGUGUACUUCCUCCAGCCACCUCAGGCUCUGACGGCCGCAGCCGCGCUUCCAGCUGCUGACGUAAGCAGAACGAAUCCAGGAGAUGACGAGAGUGCGUCUGCCGCAUUGACCUUACAACGAGACUUUGCUACUAACGCGGAUCAUGGCGCGGUUGGGAUGCAAAUGGAGGCGGAAGAGCACACCCUGGACGAUGUGACUAUAACGGAGGAGGGACUAAUGGCGAGCAUCCUUGGUAACACGUACAAGAUCUCUGAGACCAAUGUGGUUACCCGGACCCUGUCCAACCCUACCACCACCACUAGCACCACCAUCACCACCACCACCUUCAACGCAGGCGAUGCGACUAUGACGAGAAGAAAUGCUUCAUUGGGGAAGAGCUCCUCUUCGAGCACAGCAGCAUCUUCAGCAGCAUCGUCUGUGAAUUGCUCCCCCUCAGUGCCCUCGGAAUCACCAAACCUGCAGCCUCCUCUCCUCUCCCUCGACCGGCGCACCCUCUCCCCCUCCCCCAUUCCAUCCCUCUACCGCACCCCCUGCGCCUGCUGCAACGCCAAAUGCCCCGCCACCCCCACAUCCCACUUCUCUCCAGCCCUCACCCACUCGCUCACCCUCUCCCCCACCUCCUCUGCUGCCACGAAUUCCACGUUCCCAUCCCCCAUGCUCUCCCCCAGAUGCCCACCCUCCCCACCAUCACCAUCGCCUUCCCUUCCUUGCCCAACUGGGUGUUCCAGCCGUCCAAAAGUCUCCCCUCCCCGCCAUUUUUUCGCGGUUCCUGAAGAUCUCAGCUUCCAACUGGACAGUGCUGCCGCCCAAAUUUUUGCCGCUGCCGGCCAGGAACGCUCGACAUCACCGCUGAUGCACCGUGGCUGGUGCACUGCCGGGCGUAGCAUCCACCCCCAGUUCUCAUCCGGCAUUGGCUGCAACGAGUGUGACAACGACGCAGGUGCUACAACGCGGAGCUACAGUGCAAGAUGCACUGGCGUUAAACUUGCAACCAGCACUGGAUUUGUCUAUGGCAGCAGCAGCAACAGCAGAGUCGAGAAAGAUGCCAGCAACGGCAUUAUCAGCAAUAGGCACAGGAGAAGCUACUCCCGAGGGCUUGAAUUGUCCGAAGAGCUACAGGGCGAGGAGAACGCAUUUGGAAGGGGAGAAGAGCAGCGGCAGCACAACCCCUUCAGGUUGCGAGGACGGCCUGUGGUCACAGCAGAGGACAUGGUGUUUGGCCGCGUGGCUUCCAGUCUGUCGUGA
Closterium sp. Yama58-4 is the source of this 1875-nucleotide messenger RNA. NCBI's taxonomy places the organism in Eukaryota, Viridiplantae, Streptophyta, Zygnematophyceae, Desmidiales, Closteriaceae. The record is from the annotation of a GenBank genome assembly.